AUCACAACAAAACGAUAUCGUCCGUUGCGUUGAUCUAUUUGUUUAUUAUUUAAUUUUGAAGUCUUCAAUUAAAUAUAGUAUUUGUUACCUUUAACUUAAUAAUUUAUAAUGGCCCGGAUUUUCAAAUAUGUAGAACCGUACAGACUUUGUAAUGAGUGAGACAGACGAUACCGACGUUCUUCUGUUGAUACCGCCGAAUUUUUUCCUCAUUUGCAGUUCGGAAUCUGACAAUUCCUUGCUAGAAUCCUCAAGAACAGUUGUGCACAAACCGGUUUCGCGAACUGCACAUGUCCUAAGCAAGUUGGUCGACCAAGUGCAUUCGUUGGAGUCUAGGUUAGAUACCUUAGAACUAAACACUAGUACCACGUUUUCCACUACCAGUUCUAUAAAAAAUAAAACUUGUAACGACAGCUACAGGAGUCUCGACCGUAAGUGUUCAACAUUUCCUCGCAGACGUCGUAGAAAAGUUCUUAGACGUGAUAAGUGCUCAGAUUUAUCUUUGACUAGCUUUGACUGUAUGAGUUUACAUAGAAAUAUUCCUAAACUGAAGUUACCAGACACCACACAAAGUCGUAUAUCUGAAACCAUAAAUGAUUCACAAAGUAUGGAUGGCGAUAUAAGCAGUAUAAUCUCAACACCAAGUAAGACUAAUGAUAAAUUGCUUCUCCAUGAAAUAGACGAGUUUUUGACAAGAGUUGAGUGUUACGAAACACCAGAAACGAGAUUUAAAGGUGUUGAAAAACUAGGUCCUGAAAGUAUUAUACAAGCAACAAGUAGUUAUAUAGCACAACAGUUAGAGACAAAAAAUGAUGAGAACGAAAUUCAAUUGCCCAGUGGAAGGAAAGUCACGAGUGAAAUUUUAGACAAAUAUAUUUAUUUAGUAAAAAAUAAUGCUCUAUCUGAUAAAGAAGCUAGUGGUAAAAAAUCUGAAAAUGUUGAGAAUUCAAACUAUACUGCAUCACAGCAAACAAAACCAGAUAUACAAUGUCAAUCGAAAUCUCCUAGUGUAAGAAAAUUGAAUUUUAAUGAGAAAGAUGCUCAGACUACAUCUACACCUAAAAAGUAUUCUCAUAGUGCAAGCUAUUUAGAAAACUUUAAACCAUCAUCAAAUAAAAUAUAUGACCAAGCAUCAAAAGUGUUAGAGCAAUAUAAGUCUCAGAGUUAUUCACAAAAUGCUCCAUCCUCUGUCACAGACACUAAUGACUAUUUGUCAGAGAAAGGAGACUUUAAAAUGCCCCAAAUGAGACCAUUUGUUGACUCCAAGAACAAAAUGACAGCUUUACAAAUAGACUCUAUAGAUACAGAUCUUUUAAGCCUAAGUGAACUAUGGGGAGAGAAGGGAGAGCGGCUGGAGAGAGCUGACAGUUUGAAAUUAGAAGAAGAGAGAUUAAAAAGAGAGCAUUGUGAAGUAAUGAUACAACAACUUCAACGGAAGAUUCUGGAACAGCAAGAGAAAUUGGCGGUUGCUAUCCGAGUGGACCGCGGCAAAGACACUGCUAUCAACAAGCUGCGGGAUGCCUGGCUCCGGCUUACUCAUAGCCUGGACCGGGCCGAGGAGAGGCACCGGGCCGCACUGGAGAAGAUGGUCAAAGAAGUAGAUAAUUUUAAAAUGGUAGCCAAUGAUGCUCAGAAGAAAACCCGACACUUUGAAAGUGAACUUUACAAAGCUCUUGACUUAGCACAUGACUAUCAAGAAAAGUGUAAACAAAUAACCCAAGAGAAGAAGGAACUGCAGGAGAGUACUGAUAAAGUGAUAGCAGAGAAGGAAGAAAUAUUAAGAAGUAAAGAGAAGGAAAUAGAAGUUGUCAAAGACAAUUGUGAAACAAUAAUGAGACUGAAUAAACAAUCUGCUGACUGUGUUAAGAAUUUAGAAGAUGCUCUAGAAAAGGAAAGAAGAGAACAUGAAUUAACAAAGAGUAGAUUAAGUGAGCUGAGUGACAAGAUACAGUUAGAGCAAGACGAGGCAACCCUCGCACGACAGGAGAGAGAUGUGCUGAAGGAGAAGGUGAAUGAAGAGAGAUCCAGGUGCAAUCUACUUGAGCGACAGUUGUGUGAAGCUCAGAAUUUGAAUAGUGAUCUUGUUAAGAGAUGUGAGUCAUUAGACGGUGAGGUGAAGUCAAUGCACAAGCAGCUGGAGGUGCAGAAGAAUGAGGUGCGCGGACACUACCAGAGGCAGUUGGAGGCGGCCGUGCUGGCCAAGCUGCACGACUUCCAGGCGCAGCUGCACCAAGCACAGCAGGACAUGGAGGAGGAGGCACGCGCUAAAGAGAAUACUAUAGUUGAUACAUACAAUGCUCAGAUUUCAAGGAUCGAGGAACAACACAAGCUGGAGGUGAACAUUCUAGAAGAGAAGCAGAAGGAGGAGAUCAAGUUGUACCGGCUGCAGCUAGCACAAGCUGCAGAGAGGAUUGGAUUCCUCGAGAAUAAACUGGAGACAUACCGACGUCGGCGCGGUCAGAUAGCUACACAGCUGCACAGCGUGAUGGAGGCUCAAUGGCGGCAGGCGCUGCAGAUACUCACCAAUGGUCAGCCAGCCGCACAGACAACUAGCCAGCAAACUAACCAGUACACCAGUCUGCCGAACCCGCUGGCUGUGGCUAGUCAUGGCUUCACUUCAUUAGAUGUAUCGAGACCUGAUAGUGUAUUGGCUCCGAGCAGUAACAGCAAACCUACACAAAAACUUGCAACGGACGGACUGAGCGAUACUGAACUACAGCAGUAUGUUAAUAUGUUGCUAUCAAAACCAGUGAACUUCGAGAGUAACUUAGACACUGAAGGCGAGGACAUGAAGCGGCCCAGCUCGGAGCUGCAUGAGCCACCUACCAGCGAUCGUGCAGACAAACACGAGCGCAGAGACAAGACAAAGAAGACUUACAUUACUAAACCGCCCUGGAAAGCGUAGUGAAGUGAUUGUGAAUUUGUUACAAUACAAUAGUGGACUGUUAAACAAAAAACAAAGCUUUUACAAGUGUUUUUGUUGUGUCAAGUGAAGAGUUUUGUGUUUAUUCAAGAUUCAAGAAGGCGGCAAGACUCAUGAAAAUAACAGACAGGUAAAUAUAUGAGGAAUAUCUAAAUGUAUGUGUGGCUGUAGCGAGAGAUGUGCCAGGAACAUGUCACUGUGUACCACUUUAGAUUCUGAGCGUGUAGUUUUUGCUAAUAGUGAAAUUAAAUUGCAUCAAAAAUUAAUUAAUUAAGAAACGGCUUAACUUACGUGUGAUCGUCCAGUGACGGCACCAACUAGUUUAGGACCCAUAGGGGGUCCAUCUUCAGGGCGAGUGUUAAUUCCGAGGACUCAUAUAUAUUGCACUCAUAUAUAUAAGCUGUUUCUUAAUUAAUUAAUUAUGAUGUCUC
This is a messenger RNA of Papilio machaon (common yellow swallowtail), 3351 nucleotides long. RefSeq names its product probable DNA double-strand break repair Rad50 ATPase (gene Cnb). Gene Ontology annotation, biological process: centrosome separation; centriole replication; mitotic cytokinetic process. Bases 152 to 2902 code for a protein of 916 amino acids. Gene Ontology annotation, cellular component: centriole; centrosome. Lineage: Eukaryota; Metazoa; Arthropoda; Insecta; Lepidoptera; Papilionidae. The transcript has 9 exons. The record is from RefSeq and is a predicted model, not a curated record.